CGCAGGGUGGAGGGAAAAAUGAACGUCCACAUCGUGCCCCAUUCGCACGAUGAUGCAGGAUGGCUAAGGGUAAGUGAGCUGUCCAGCAGGUUGAUUCUGAAGAUGGGCGGGGUCCAAUACACUUUGGACACAGCAAUUGCUGCAUUGCAAGCCAACCCCAAUCGAAAAUUCACCUACUCUGACAUGGCCUUCUUCUUGAAGUGGUGGGAGGAGCAAGACGAUUUCUCCCAGAAGAAAGUCCAAGAGCUGGUGGAUAAUGGCCAGCUCGAUUUUGUCAACGGCGGGUACGUACAGCAUGAUGAGGCCGCUGCCCACUAUGUGGCCAUGAUCGACCAGACGACUGUCGGGCAUCAGUUUCUGAACAGCACUUUCGGGUUCACCCCCACCAUCGGCUGGCAGAUCGAUCCAUUUGGACACUCUGGCACCCAGGCAUCCCUGAUGACAGGUGCCCUCGGCUUUGAUGCGGUCUACUUCGCCCGAUCUGACUACCAGGAUCGGCAGUUGAGGAGCAACACAAAGGAGCUGGAACUGGUAUGGCGUGGUGCCAAAUCCUAUGGAUCCUCGGCCGAUGUCUUGUCCGGCAGCUUCCCCUCUGACUACAAUCCCCCUGACAGGUUCAUGUGGGAGUGGGGUUUUGAGAGCUGGAAAAAUUCCGAGCCCAUCGUGGACUGCGAUGACUGCGGCGAGUGGAACGUGAAACCUCGCGUGGACGAUUUCGUUAACGGGUGCAUGAUGAGGUUCAACAUCACCCAGGGCGAUGAUGUCUCCGGAGGAAGUGACAUCAUGAUCACCAUGGGCACUGACUUCACCUAUGCCAACGCCUUCGUCUGGUACAAGAACAUCGAUAAGCUGAUCCACUAUGCCAAUGAGGACGGCCGCAUGAACUUGUUCUACUCCACUCCAGCCACCUACACUGCCGCAAAGCACUCCUACAAUCGCUCAUGGCCCCUCAAGACCGACGACUUCUUCCCCUAUGCGGACAACGAGUUCAGCUACUGGACCGGCUACUUCACGAGCCGGCCGACGUCCAAGGGCUACGUACGUACCUGCACCUCCUUCCUGCAGGCCGCGCGCCAGAUGGAGGUCCUCAGCGACGUUGCGGACGCCAACAAGUCCAGCAGUAGCCGGCUGGAGCUGGCGGUGGCUCUGCUGCAGCACCACGACGCCAUCACCGGCACAGCCAGGCAGGACGUGGCGGAUGACUACCACUUCCGCCUGUCCGCAGGUGCACACUCUGUUCCCAAGUUGCUCCUUCUGUCAGUUGAGCCCUUUUUACAUGUGCGCAGGCUAGCGGACCGUGAGGGCACCCUGGGAAUGUGUCCCUUCCUGAACGCCAGCGUGUGCCAUCCCACCAUGGAGAUGUCGAGGCUGGGCCACAGCAUCGUUGUGGCUGUGUACAACCCGCUCGCCUGGCCGCGCACCGAGGGCAUCCGCGUGCCCCUCGACCUCAGCUUCACCAGCCAGUGGACUGUCGUCACCGGGACGGGAGGCGCGGUGGACUCGCAGCUCGUGCCGGUCAGCAACGCCACGCUGACUCUGCAGAGCUACAUGGUGCAAGAGCACAUCUUGGCCGACCUCUCAGCCGCUGCCGCCUACGAGAUCGCCUUCCUCGCGGAGGUCCCCCCGCUGGGCUACUCCACGUACACCAUAUCCCCUGCCCAGGCUGGGCAGCCGGGCAGCUACCACCCGGCUGCGCGCACGCUCGUCAGCUCCUGGGCCAACAGCACCAAGGGGGAUAGCGGCAGAAGGGAGACACAGGCAACCGUGUCUGUUUCCAGUGGCGCAGUCACCCUGACAGUGACUGUGUGCGAGCAGAUGAUGUACUACAAUUCCAGUGACAGCUACUGGCCGCGCCACAUCGCCGACGGAAAGCCUGAAGCCUCCGGCGCCUACAUCUUCCGGCCCAACCAAGAAGCUCACCAGACUGCGGUCAUCCCCAUCCAGAUCGUGGAAGGCCCGAUCCUGACUGAAAUCCGCCAGGAGUGGCAGCCGUGGGCCACCCUGACGACCAGGGUCUGGAAGGACUCGGAGCACAUUGAGUCAGAGUGGACGGUCGGACCCCUUCCCUUUGAGGAUAAGCUGGGCCGUGAAGUUGUGGUCCGCUUUGAGACCAACGUGACCAGUGGAGAUGAGUUCUACACCGACUCCAACGGCCGCGAGAUGCUCAAGCGCAAGCUCAACUUCCGCCCCUCCUGGAACCUGGACGUGAAGCAGCCCGUUGCCGGCAACUACUACCCCGUGACCGCAGCCAUCUACAUUGAGGAGGCAGGGCGGCAGCUGGCGGUGGUGACGGACAGGGCGCAGGGGGGGUCCAGCCUGCACCCGGGACAGGUGGAGCUGAUGGUGCACCGCCGAAUGUUCCACGACGACGGCCGUGGCGUGUCCGAGAACCUGAACGAGACCAUGUGCGGCUGCAUCAAUUGCGACUGCACCGGCCUCAUCGCGCGCGGCACCCACUACCUCACCGUGCAGGGGCCGGCCACGUCAGCCAGCUACAGGCGCACCCUGCAGCAGCGAGUCAAUGACCCCCUCGUCCUGUCCUUCGGGAAGGCCUCCAGCGCGGGUGCGGCUGCCGGCGCGUCGCAGGGCUUGGGCGGCGCGCCUGUCAGCUUCCUGGCUGACAAGGACGGCCUGCCCAAGAGCGUGCACCUGCUCACCCUCAAGGAGAAUGGCGAUGGCAGAGUGCUGCUGCGCCUGGCUCACCUCUACCAGGUGUGCCCAGAGCCCCACUCCUUAAUUGAGAGGAUCAGUUUCCUGCAAAUACAAUCUAAAACACUGUAG
Molecule: messenger RNA, 2781 nt
Organism: Coccomyxa subellipsoidea C-169
Lineage: Eukaryota; Viridiplantae; Chlorophyta; Trebouxiophyceae; Coccomyxaceae
Product: glycosyl hydrolase family 38 protein
Exons: 16
Biological process (GO): mannose metabolic process
Molecular function (GO): carbohydrate binding; alpha-mannosidase activity
Source: RefSeq, a predicted model, not a curated record